AUGAUAGAAACCUUACUAGAAGGCUGCACUCGUUUGCAAUUCGCUGUCGAUAUCCAUUUGCAAGAAAAUAUUCGCAGCGAAAACGACAUGGCAACUUGGAAGGCUACUAAUGUCAAGAUUGGGCGCAACAGUGUCAAGAGCCUCAAAGUUAUUAAUGAUUGCAAAUCCAAUUUGCUUGGAUUCUUUGUGCACAAGUACCCCAAUAUGAAGAGCAUCCUUAUUAAAGCAGGACAGACCAUGUCUAGUACGAGAGAAGACAUGAAGCGUACAGUUACUGCGAUUAAACGAAUAUCCGCAUGCAAAGUGAAGCUUCUUGUCAACGAAGAUGCUUUGUUGCCUGCCAUGAAACAGCUUUUUUCGGUAGAUGUGAAAUUUACGUUCAAGGAGCAGAAUGAAGACGAAUUCUGCAUUGAGAUCAGCUCGCCUUGA
This is a messenger RNA of Mucor velutinosus, 429 nucleotides long. RefSeq lists its product as uncharacterized. The record is from RefSeq and is a predicted model, not a curated record. NCBI's taxonomy places the organism in Eukaryota, Fungi, Mucoromycota, Mucoromycetes, Mucorales, Mucoraceae. The transcript has a single exon. Bases 1 to 429 code for a protein of 142 amino acids.